Prunus persica (peach) is the source of this 1254-nucleotide messenger RNA. RefSeq lists its product as uncharacterized. Lineage: Eukaryota; Viridiplantae; Streptophyta; Magnoliopsida; Rosales; Rosaceae. Bases 103 to 1044 code for a protein of 313 amino acids. The record is from RefSeq and is a predicted model, not a curated record. The transcript is spliced from 3 exons.
AGAAGAUGCGAGUGAGUCGGAUAACUGAUGAUGACUCAUUCAGGAGGAGGAGAAAGCAUCGGGUAGUCAGAUAAGAAUGGCUGCGUGUCAGUGAGUGAAUGAAUGAAAAUGCAAAGCGCUAAUAUUGUCCCUGUCCCUUCUCCCACUGCUUCUGCUGUUGCUGCUGCCGCAACUGCGAAGCCCUCUUACUUACUGCUACUAACAGUAACAAAAGCAAACCCGCCUUCAAAAACCCCAAACUUUGCGGCGAGUGUUUACUCGUCUUCUUUUAUAAAACCAAACCAUUCCGCCGUCUCCCAUUCCAGUUGCAGACCUCAUGCGCAGUGCUCAUCUUCAAACAAGUUCGAUUCGGCCUUCUUGUCUCAGGAUGACGAGGAUGAUGAUGAUGACCAAGCGGUAUCGGAGGAUGGUGAUGGUGACGUAAGCAUAAAUAUGGAUGCUGCGGCGGAUGAUAUUGAUAUUGAGAUUGAUAUUGAUAUUGAUGUAGAGAUAGAGAAGACGGGAAACAACUGUCGGAGGAUCCGAUCGGAAAUUGGGAUAGAGGCCCCACUCAACACUGUCUGGAAUCUCUUGACUGAUUAUGAGAGAUUGGCCGACUUCAUUCCGGGACUUGCCGUCUGUCGAUUGCUCCAUAAGACAGACAACUACGCUCGACUUUUUCAGAUUGGGCAGCAAAACUUGGCAUUUGGGCUGAAAUUCAAUGCUAAAGGAAUCGUAGAUUGUUAUGAGACUCCGCUUGAGAUCCUUCCUAAUUUGGGUCACAAGCGUGAUAUCGAAUUUAACAUGGUUGAAGGGGACUUUGAAAUCUUUCAAGGAAAAUGGUCUCUUCAACGGCUGAAUAGGGAAAUAUCAUGUGACGACUCAUUGAUAGAGCAGCAAAUGCACACAACUCUUUCCUACUUGGUUGAUGUAAAGCCAAAGCUGUGGUUGCCCGUUCGGCUUGUUGAGGGUAGACUUUGCAAGGAGAUAAAAAUUAACCUUGCAUGCAUCCGAGAAGAAGCGCUGAAACUAACUCACAGUAACACUAUGCAGCACCCUCGUUAAGUAUGCUAUAUAUGCGCCCUAUUGUUAUAUUCAUUCAGCAUUACAUAUAUAUUGGAAAGUGAUUUGUUGUAAUCUUUCUCCAAUUGGGUUCCACUUGGCCUUGCGCAUCUAAAGGAAACCAAGAAUUGUAUACAACUGUGAAUAAGCGUGUACAAUCCAAUACAAAUAUAUACAUCAGUCUAACCGCAUCAAAACCAAUGUUUAACGAAA